Molecule: messenger RNA, 756 nt
Organism: Fragaria vesca subsp. vesca
Lineage: Eukaryota; Viridiplantae; Streptophyta; Magnoliopsida; Rosales; Rosaceae
Exons: 5
Coding region: 1-756 (251 amino acids)
Source: RefSeq, a predicted model, not a curated record
AUGGUUGAGGCAAUUGCGAUACGCCAACACUUGCUCUUUCUUGAUAGAGGUAUGCAUUUUUCCUCGGAAAACCUGAAGCUGAUGCUGAAGAAGAAGCAGCAAGAAAGGCAUUGCCAUUAUGUAAAGGCGCUAUCCAACUUGAAGCAGCAGCCGGAGAAGGAUUACCAGAAGAAGCCUUUAACCUUGCACCACAGUAUCAGUACUGGUGCCCCACUUUAUGAGUCCUCCAAGGCUUCAUUUGAUCAAUAUAUGGUGGAUGAACAAAGGGUUUUUAAAGCCCUUUUUCCAGGCAUAAAGGGAAGCAAAAAACUUAACAAGAAAGAGUGGAGGAUUCAAAUGCCAACCAUGCAGUUCUUGUUCAUGUCUGUCUGCCUUGUAAUAUACAUCAAUUUUAGAUACAAAUCCAAAGGAAAAGACUACCCUCCUCAUGUUCCUCAUCACAUCUCCAAUGUCAUUGAGCUUGAAGCUACAAGGUGGGAACUUGAGGGCCUUCCCGAUAAGUACCGGCCGCGUGACUUUAGCAUAUCUGUUAAAGGAACCAUAUAUCCUGAUAGACAGCAAGGAAAACAAAGCAGGCUUAGAACACAGCUUGACGUAAUCGUAAGCUUCAUUGUUUCACCUCUGCCUGGUUGGGUUCCACACAGUGUUAUGCAUAGCCUUACAGAAUCGCUGGUGAAGACAGUUAUGGCGGAUUCGACAUCCAAUGGCAGAUUGCUUGAAGACUAUGAUGAAUUCAAAACGAAGAAUGUUGUUUAG